This is a messenger RNA of Zootoca vivipara (common lizard), 1702 nucleotides long. It is a transcript of the gene EMCN, whose product is annotated as endomucin. Lineage: Eukaryota; Metazoa; Chordata; Lepidosauria; Squamata; Lacertidae. The record is from RefSeq and is a predicted model, not a curated record.
AAGAAGAACAAACUAAAGUAGUAACAAAAACACGAUUGCCUGCCAAGGAAAAGGAGUUCCUGCUAAAGGGCUGAAACAAUAAAUCUGAAUUCCCAGAGGGAGUCUGUCGUGUUUCCUCCUGUUCUUUAUCAAGCUCCCAAAAAUAAGCAGGGCUGGGCAGUGGCCAUUCAUAUGGGGAGAGAGUUUUGUGCUUCGCUGCCGUUGGAAAAGGAAUGCCUGCAGCACAGAGAAGAAGCACUAUGGAGCUGUUGGGAAGAGUCCUCCUCUCUGCGGCUAUGUUGACCCUCUGCUGUGUUGGCGGUAAUGAAGACAUAAAUACAACACCCAGCAAGGGCCCAACAAGUCCUGGAUCAACCACAACUAUCUCAACAACUAAAGCAAGCCAAGAAACCUCUUCAAGGAACACAAGCAAAGCUGCAACUGCAGAUAAUACAACUACUAUUGCGAAUUCUUCAGCGAAUUCUUCAGCAACAGCCCAACCAACACAGACCUCUGCACUAUCAACAUCGAACAACACAGCAAGCACAGGGACAGCUGAAUCACCAGCACUGAGCACUGUGACUUCAUCUCACUCGGCUCUAACAACUCCUGCUCAACGUAACAAGACAACAUCUCCCAACAAGAAUGCCACUCAGAGAAGCGUACAAGACACGCUUCAAAAAGUAACUGAAGUUCCAACUGAAAGCAACACUGUAAAUGCACACUCUGAAAAACAGGACCACCCCUCUUAUACCACCAUUAUUUUGCCGGUCAUCAUUGCCUUGAUAGUAAUAUCACUUUCCGUAUUCCUUCUGGUGAUUUUGUACAGAAUGUGCUUGAAGACAACUCCAGAGAGACAAGAAAACGGAACUGAACAAGCCCCAUCGGAUAAAGAGAAUGUGAAACUUAUUUCUGUGAAGGCAACUUCUCCAGAAAAUGGCGAUCAGGCUUCUCAAGGGAAGAAUAGAACUCGGCAGCAGAAUGAUUUGUCUUCUUCACGCCUUGGCAACAAACAGGUGUGAAGACAUCCUGUUCCAUGAAUUCCUCCUGGAAGAAGCUACUCCAGAGCAGACAUUCCAAUGGAACAGUGUGGAUUCAUGGCGUCUCCACAUUGACAGACAGAAUGUGCACACUUACUUCAUAAUAGUUUUAUUUACACAUUGCCACUUUCCCCCCUUAUAUGCCUGCUGUUUUUAUAUUUUUAUAGUUGCUCUGUUAACUGGUGUAUAGUACAUAUUUAUUGAUUUCCCCAUGUGUAAAAGCACUGAAAUGUUCACAUGUUAUAAUACUAAUGUCAAAUCGAUAUUUGACUGUUGGUGAGAAAUUCUGUAUAUAUAAAACAUAUUCUGCCUGUAAAGGGGGGGGGGGAGUUAAUAUAUUUUCUUGUACUUCGUUUUUUAAAAAAUAGUCAUACCACAAACACUGGACCACAUGGAGGGUUUUGUGUAGGCAGAACUGCACACUGGUGUCCUACCUUUCCAUUCAUAAAAGGAAGGAGCUUGUGGAAUGGAGCUUUCCAACCACUCCCCCAUGUCCCCAAAAUGCUCUGCUCCCAGUGGUUGGGGGACUCUUGAGAAAGAUGUGUGAUCUGGGGCAGAGUACAUAGCUGCCAAGUAUCCCGUUUUCCCCGGGAAACCCCCGUUUUUACGUACCGUUUCCCGGCGGUCCCCCAUAUCUCUCUGUCUCCCGUUUUUCUCCCUAAAAUUCUCCUGCCAUUGGCCAU